This is a messenger RNA of Bipolaris victoriae FI3, 1032 nucleotides long. RefSeq lists its product as hypothetical. The coding region runs from base 1 to 1032 and encodes 343 amino acids. The record is from RefSeq and is a predicted model, not a curated record. The transcript is spliced from 4 exons. NCBI's taxonomy places the organism in Eukaryota, Fungi, Ascomycota, Dothideomycetes, Pleosporales, Pleosporaceae.
AUGCCUCGUAACGGAGACGGAUCCAGUGACAACGGACCCAUCGAAGGCCAUGAGAUUCUUCACGGUACAACUGGAGAUAACUCCCUCCAACACACCAAACACGUAGCACCCAUGCCCGAGGGCGAAAAAGGAGACACCCUCCCCGGCCUCUCAGGCGGCGGCACCGCAACCCAAACAUCCACCUCCCAAUCCGACUCGAAAAAGCGCUCAGAACCCCACCACACCUCCCCCUCCCCAACCUCGCACAUCCAGCAAAAACACUCCAAACUAGACACCGACGAAGCCGGCAUCGCGGGCGCGACGUCGCACGACUCGGCGGCGCACGCACGCGAGCAGCGGGUCAAAGAUGCGGUGGGGUCGGAGGAUGUAGGUAGUGGAGCUGGAGGACAUGCGGAUGUGGAGAUGUUGCAUGGGGAGGCUACGUUGGAUGGAGGUGAGCAGGAGAAGGGACAGGGUGGAGGAGCGUGUGAUGCGGAUUUACUGCAGAGGAGGAAGGCUGAGAAGUUUGGGGGUGUCAAUCUACAGGAUGAUGAAGAGGUUGGUGGUGAGAAUAGUGGAGCGAGUGGUACUGCUAAUGGAGGUCCUGUGGGACAUGCUGAUGGCAGUACCAAGGGGAAGACUGAGGAGUCAUUCGGUACGCAUGACAGUGGAGAGAUGCAGGGUAAGAGUAAGGAGCAUGGUCACGAUGUCGGCCACGAGGCGGAUCUGUUGCAGAGGAAGAAAGCAGAGAAGUUUGGGGGCGUGAACCUAGGUGACGAUGAGGCUGAUGCGUCUUCUGUGGGGAAGAGCAAGGCCCAUGGUAGCACUAAUGGGGGAAGCAGUGAUGGCGGCGCUGUUGGCCAUGCGAGUGCUGAGACGCAAUCUGGUGCGCACAACGGAGGCCAUGUGGACAGUGAGACGCACAGCAAGGGCAGUGGACAUGCAGCGGAGGGUAAGAAAAAGGACCACGGCCUUGACCUCGCCAAUGAUGCGGAUUUGUUGCAGAGGAAGAAAGCAGAGAAGUUCGGAGGCGUUAAUCUUAGCGAUGAUUAG